This is a messenger RNA of Saccharomyces kudriavzevii IFO 1802, 1149 nucleotides long. It is a transcript of the gene MID2, whose product is annotated as Mid2p. Bases 1 to 1149 code for a protein of 382 amino acids. The record is from RefSeq and is a predicted model, not a curated record. The transcript has a single exon. NCBI's taxonomy places the organism in Eukaryota, Fungi, Ascomycota, Saccharomycetes, Saccharomycetales, Saccharomycetaceae.
AUGUCUUCUUACAAAGGCAAGAACACUUUACAAAUCUUGUUUUUGUUUCUCUCGUUCAUCUCAACAAUACAAGCACAGUUUUUCGUGCAAUCGUCGUCCUCUAAUUCAUCGGCAAUAUCCAGUGGGUUCUCGUCGACAAACACGCUGAGGUUAUCAAGUACCUUGUCGUCAUCGAGUUUGGUUUCCUCCUCAAGUGCGGAUAUUUCUUCCUCCCUUUCUUCAUCAACAUCCAGUAGAUCCUCUGCGUCACACACAACUUCAUCUACUAGUGUUGCCUCCGUAUCGUUCACAUCAUUCAGUGUUUCAUCUGCUUCAAGCAGCAGUAGCAGCAGCAGCAGCAGCUCUUCCUCUGUUUCUAGUUCUAGUUCUUCAGCUUCUCCAUCCUCUUCAUCCUCCUCUGCCCCUUCAACCUCCGAAUCAUCGGCAUCGUCGACAUCCGAGUCAGCAUCAUCUUCAUCCUCCCCCCCAUCAACCUCUUCUACGCCGUCCUCUCAAUCAACAAUCACCUCUGCACCUUCAACCUCUUCCACCUCAUUGACUACUUCCUACAAUCAAGGAAGCACUAUCACCAGUGUUAUUAACGGUAAGACGAUUCUCUCAAACCAUUACACUACUGUUACAUAUACGCCAUCGGCGACUGCCGAUCCAAAUAGCAAAUCAAAAAGCUCUGGUCUUUCCAAAAAAAAUAGAAAUAUUGUUAUUGGUUGUGUGGUUGGUAUUGGUGUGCCACUGAUUCUGAUAAUCCUGGUCCUUAUUUACAUGUUUUGCAUCCAAUCAUCAAGAACUGACUUUAUCGACUCAGAUGGUAAAGUCGUUACAGCUUAUAGAGCUAACAAAUUUACCAAAUGGUGGUAUAUGCUUUUGGGUAAGAAAGUUAGCGAUGAAUACCAAUCUAACUCACCUUUGGGUGGUAGCGCAUCUUCAGCAGGUGGCUUAGAUCUCGAUGAAGCAGAUGAUGUGAUGGAGCAAAGCUCCCUUUUCGAUAUGAGAAUAGGGGACAGCGAUAGCGUAUUGGCUACCAACAAUGCCGACCAUAAUAAUUUUAAUAAUGGUGGAGAGCACAUGAAUAGUAGCGCUGCAUCGAACGAUAUAAUAGAGGAAAAAUUUUAUGAUGAACGAGGGAACGAAUUAUCACCACGAAAUUACUAG